AUGGGCAAGCUCAGUCCCUGGAUCUGUCUGCCUUCACUUCCUGGACCCAAAAAGAGUCAAAUGCCCUUAAUUCUAGGUACUACUUUAGCAUCUACUGUUUUUAUGGUACUUGCAACUGGGAUAGCCUUGUACAUAAUUAAGAAAGUCAAGAAUAUGGAUGUGACUGAGGCUUGGGAGCAUGAUAUUGCCCCACAUAAAGUUUCCUACAAGGAGCUCAAGAAAGCCACGAGUGGUUUUAGAGACAAGGAACUACUUGGGUUCGGUGGAUUUGGCCGAGUUUACAAAGGAACUUUGCCUAAUUCUAAUACCCAAGUUGCUGUGAAGAGAAUAUAUCACGAUUCCAAGCAGGGUUUACGUGAGUUUGUUUCAGAUAUUGAAAGCAUAGGACGGCUCAGGCAUAGAAAUUUGGUUCAGUUACUGGGAUGGUGCCGCAGAAGAGGUUAUCUGUUGCUUGUUUAUGACUUUAUGCCUAAUGGAAGCUUAGAUAAGUUCUUAUUCGAUGAACUGGAAAUGAUUUUAACUUGGGAACAGAGCUUAAAGAUCAUCAAAUGCGUGGCUUCUGGACUCCUCUAUUUACAUGAAGAAUGGGAACAAACUGUGAUUCAUAGGGAUAUAAAAGCAGGCAAUGUGCUGUUAGACUCAGAAUUAAAUGGCAGGCUUGGGGACUUUGGACUUGCAAAGCUAUAUGAGCAUGGUGCAAAUCCAAGCACAACAAAUGUUGUGGGCACGUUGGGAUAUUUAGCCCCUGAACUAACUAAGACUGGCAAGCCAGCAAUAAGAACAGAUGUGUUUGCGUUUGGUGCACUGUUGCUGGAAGUUGUGUGUGGGAGGCGGCCUAUUGAGGCAAAAGCAUUGCCAGAGGAAUUGAAUUUGGUGGAUUGGGUGGGGGAUAAGUGGAAACAAGGGGCAAUACUUGAGGUGGUGGAUCCAAGACUAAGAGGAGAUUAUGAUGAGUCAGAGGUUAUAGUGGUAAUAAAGCUGGGAUUGAUUUGCUUCGACAAUAAUCCCGACAAUAGGCCUACCAUGAGUCAGGUGGUUAGGUACUUGCAUGGAGAAGUGGCAUUGCCACAAGUGUUGGUUGCUCCUGAUGAAUACAAUGUCAGGAAGCUUGACAAUGGUGACAGAUUGGAGGAUUUUGUGCAUUCAUAUCCAUCAUCAUCAUACUUUGAGAGGGUAAGUGCAGGGUCCUCAGUUUAUGAGGGCGAGGGGGAUGUUGAUCGUGAAGCUGCUUCAUGUAGAGUGGAUGGCAGUUGGACGUUGAUGAGGUCAAAAACCUCCCCUGCCCCUGGACUUCUCCCCACUGGAUCUCAACUCCUGCAAGACAGCACGCAGGCAAGUUUUAGGCAGGGAUGUGUUAUUUGCAUUUCGUAA
Fraxinus pennsylvanica is the source of this 1371-nucleotide messenger RNA. The record is from the annotation of a GenBank genome assembly. Lineage: Eukaryota; Viridiplantae; Streptophyta; Magnoliopsida; Lamiales; Oleaceae.